AUGUCACGAAAUCAGUUCGAGCUCAUAAGAUUGAAAAUAAAAUAUUCGAAUAACACGGCUAAUAAUCCGAAUGUUAAGGGAUGGCGAGUUCGUGCAGUGUUGAAUUUGUUCCAAACAAAUAUUCUCCAGUAUGGACACUUUCAAACUGCUUUGUCCAUAGAUGAAAUGAUGGUAAAGUCAUACGCGAAAACUAGCUUGAAGGAAUUCAUCAAGGGCAAACCGAUAAGAUUUGGAUUGAAAAUAUGGGUCAUGUGUACUUCCAAUGGGUAUCUUCUAGCUUGGGAUCUAUACUGCAUAAAAAAUAAUCAAAUAGGAGACAAUUUACUGACGAAAUGUGCAUUGGAUUUUAGAGUGGUGAUGAAGUUACUGCAAAACUUACUGCACGUAACGGUUCCUCGAAAAUUUGUCCUCUAUCACAUAUACUGUUACAACUAUUUUACGAGUUUUUAUUUGAUUUUGCAUUUGAAAAAAAGAGGAUUACGUGCAAUAGGCACCAUCAGAAAAAAUCGAGUCAAAGUAAAAACCGCAAUUGAUAAGAAGACAGCGAGAAGAACGUAUGCAGCGAAAUUUGAUCAGAACAGUAAAAUAAAUUACAUCACUGUCAUGCACUCGAAGGAAGUGUCUAUAGCUUCUACUGCAGCAGAUGUUACUUCCCAUUCUUCACUGAAGCGUUAUAGUUCUAAAGAGCGUUCGACGGUUCCAUAUUAA
Molecule: messenger RNA, 708 nt
Organism: Belonocnema kinseyi
Lineage: Eukaryota; Metazoa; Arthropoda; Insecta; Hymenoptera; Cynipidae
Product: piggyBac transposable element-derived protein 3-like
Exons: 1
Coding region: 1-708 (235 amino acids)
Molecular function (GO): sequence-specific DNA binding
Source: RefSeq, a predicted model, not a curated record